CACAACGUACUCGCGGCGGAAAUGCCAUCUCGUUCUUGCCCAGCUACUUAAGCUAGAGUAAUUAUGCAGUACAUAUGGAUGGAUGGCCAGCAUCAGCAUGGGGAUGUUGCAUGCCUAUAGUCUGCAGCAGGUCGCCAGGAUGGCCUGUGUUGGCGACCACAUGUACUGUGAAAGCGUGGCACGUACUAGCUAGCUAUAGCUCCUUCGUUCCAACCCAUUCACAGCCGACCAUAAUCCUUGCGGGUUAAGUUUUCAGCUCCGAAGCUAGCUAGCGUACCUGUAACGCGUACGUCUCUCUCUGUUACGCGCAAUCGCACCACACAUCUAUAUAAGCGCUCCCCCAUAGGCCAGAGAGAAAGAGAGAGAUCCCAUACACAAAGCCAAGAUCGGCAGAGAAAGAAAGAAAGCGAGAGAGAACUACACUCCGUCUCUCCAUCCCUUGUGACCAUUCUAGCUAGGGAUGAGCUACGACUUUGUGCCGUCAUCGUCGUCUCUGAUGGCGGCCGUCGUGGGGUGCUCAUGCUGCGCCGUGGCGGCGGCGGCGGCGGCGGCGUACGUGUGCGUGGCGGCGUGGCUGAGCAGCUGGCCGCGGCGCGUCGGGGAGGCGUUCCGGCGACAGGGGAUCGACGGGCCGCCGCCGUCGUCGGUGCUGUCGGGGAACCUCCCGGAGAUGCAGGCAAGAGCUUCGGCGGGCGCGCGAAACGAUGACUUCAGGAGGGAUGGCUUCGACGACUACUGCAAGAGAAUCUUCCCCUACUUCGACAAGUGGAGGAAAGCCUACGGUGACACGUACCUGUACUGGCUGCGCCGGCGCCCGGCGCUGUACGUGACGGACCCGGAGCUGAUCAGCGAGAUCGGGCGGUGCGUGUCCCUCGACCUGGGCAAGCCGACGUACCUGCAGAAGGGCCAGGAGCCGCUCUUCGGCGCGGGCGUCCUCAAGACCAACGGCGCCUGCUGGGCGCGGCAGCGCAAGGUGAUCGCGCCCGAGUUCUACAUGGCCAAGGUGAGAGGCAUGGUGGGGCUCAUGGUGGACGCCGCGCAGCCCCUGCUACGCUCCUGGGAUGCCGCCGUCGACGCCGCCGGCGGCUCCAAGGGCGUGGCCGUGGUGGACGUGGACGGCGACAUCCGGAGCUUCUCCUUCGACGUGAUCUCCCGGGCCUGCUUCGGGGGCGACUACUCCCGGGGCCGCGAGAUCUUCCUCCGGCUCCGGGCGCUCUCCGGGCUCAUGUCCGAGCCCAGCGUCAUCUUCGCCGUGCCUUCGCUGCGCUACGUGCCCACGGCCAAGAACCGCCGCGUCUGGCGGCUGACAAAGGAGAUCCACUCCCUCAUCCUGGAGCUGGCCAGGGGGCGUGCACGCCGUGGCGCCGGACGCGCUGAGAAUGAGAAUGAUGAGCCGCGCGACUUCCUUGGAUCCAUCAUCGACAACAGCAGCGGGCAGCCCCGGCCGGACGACUUCGUGGUGGACAACUGCAAGAACAUCUACUUCGCGGGGCACGAGACGAGCGCCGUCACCGCCACCUGGUGCCUCAUGCUGCUCGCCGCGCACCCGGACUGGCAGGACAAGGCGCGCGCCGAGGUCCUCGACGUCCUCGGCACCGGCACCGGCACCGGCGCCGGGGAUCCCCUGGCGCCGGACUUCGAGGCUGUGUCGAGGAUGAAGACGCUGGGCAUGGUGGUGCAGGAGACGCUGCGGCUGUUCCCGCCGUCGUCCUUCGUGGUGCGCGAGGCGUUCCGGGACAUGUCCCUGGGCGCGCGGCGCGUGCCCAGGGGCACGUACAUCUUCGUGCCGGUGUCCGCGAUGCACCACGACGCGGCGUCCUGGGGCCCCACGGCGCGCCGGUUCGACCCCGGGAGGUUCAGGGACGGCGUGGCGGCCGCGUGCAAGCACCCGCAGGCGUCCUUCAUGCCGUUCGGGCUCGGCGCGCGGACGUGCCUCGGGCAGAACCUGGCCAUCGUCGAGGUCAAGACGCUGCUGGCCGUCGUGCUCGCCAGGUUCCAGUUCGCGCUCUCGCCCGACUACCGGCACUCCCCCGCGUUCCGCCUCAUCAUCGAGCCGGAGUUCGGGCUACGCCUCCUCGUCCGCCGUGUUGGUGCUACUGAUGCUGGCCACGAAGAUGACGGCGGGUGCAAGAACUGAUACACACGCAUACCAUAUCUUCUUCAAGGAUCGUCGGUCUGGAUCGAGUUGGGGUUUUGUGAACUCCGGCGUACCGGUUAAAUUAGCUAGCACAUGGAAAUUGGGAAAAACAGUAUGAGAACAUGAUUAUACUUGCGUGAACACGACCGAUCCAUGUUACAUGUUACAUACAUACUUAGCAAUCUUGUUAGCGAUACGUCUUUGAAGUAUGUGAUUUCUCAGCAAUACAUGAAUUAAGUCACGCCCC
Brachypodium distachyon (stiff brome) is the source of this 2384-nucleotide messenger RNA. Its product is annotated as cytochrome P450 714D1. The coding region runs from base 461 to 2137 and encodes 558 amino acids. The transcript is spliced from 2 exons. Gene Ontology annotation, molecular function: oxidoreductase activity, acting on paired donors, with incorporation or reduction of molecular oxygen; heme binding; iron ion binding. NCBI's taxonomy places the organism in Eukaryota, Viridiplantae, Streptophyta, Magnoliopsida, Poales, Poaceae. The record is from RefSeq and is a predicted model, not a curated record.